AUGGCUUCCGUCACCCGUUCAUCGCGGCGCGCUGAAGUUCCGCAUCAGCAUCAUCAUCACUCGCACCACCACCUGCCAUCCCCAGCAAGCGUAUUUGCCCACACUCAGGGCGGAGGAGCACCAGGGGCAGGGCGCAACAAGAGGGUACUCGAUGCACACGAUCGCGACUUUGAUGCGAUUAAGCCCAAGAAAUCGCGUAUUACAGUCGAGGUACCUGCAAAGGGCUCUCACAGACUCCGUGUCGCCAAUAUCGACACCAAAGAAGCGUCGUCGCCCGCGCGCCAACCUAUUGCGACGCCUACAGUGGCGACUGCGACCACGCCGAAUACCCCUUCUCCCCCGACCGACAACGCGACAUCGAAACCAAAGCAAGAGCAAACCCUUACACAACACCAGAGCAAGGUCAUUAAUGGCCUUAAACACGAACUCGAUCGGUUACAACCUCAGCCGAGCGAUACCAACACAAAGGAGCAAGGCCGGAAGCUUCGCUCACAGGAAGCCACUAGGUUCAAGAGUGAACUUUCUGCCUAUUUCUCUGAUUACGAUGAGGUAAUUGGCAACGAGCCCAAAGAACAGCACAACCAACGCGCCAUUCCGCAGCAUCCCAACCCCGCAACUGAGUAUUCCCAAAUCGACCUGGGAUUUUUAGAGUCCAAGAACAAGACAGUUGAGGAUCCUCUGCCAGACAAAUUAUUCCAGCCUAUACAUCGUCGAGCUGAACGACUGGAAAGAUCAGUACGCAAUGCUGAAAAAGGUCGAGCUCAACAUGAAAAAGACCACAUUAUCCGGCUUCUCGAGGGCCUGCAAGGCCACGAUUGGUUGAGAGUGAUGGGCGUGAGUGGAGUAACAGAAACCAAGAAGAAGACCUUUGAACCCGCUCGCAAUCACUUCAUUAAGGGAUGCCAGGCCGUCCUCGAUAAAUACCGGAACUAUGUCCUGGAAGAGAAGAAGCGCAAGCUGGAGAAAGACAGAGCCCGAGCCGAGAAAGAGCACGAAGACUCAAGUAUCGACGAAGACGAAACAGGCGACGAGGUGGCUGAUGACAAUGUCAGCGAUUCAGCAUCACCGGCAAAACAACUUCAGGAGGAAGCAAUGGCGAGGUCUAGACCCUCAAAAGGAUCCAAGAACCGCAAAGCCACGCCUCAACCAGCUGUAGCCAAGGCUCUGCGUCCUGCAAAGGCACCGCCAGCUCCAAAGCCACCAGAACCGCCCAAAGAGUUCAAGUCGUUCUUCUCGAAGCGAUACGAGCGUGAAAGUGCUCUACACAGGAAUAGGCGUACAGGAAGGAAGGUAAUGGCAUGGGGCCUGCCCAUUCCUGAGAUACCCGAUAUUGAUUUUGAUUUGCCGGAGGAAUACCGUGAUGAAGAUACCCUCAAGGUCCGGGCGAGGAAGAAGCGCCGAGAUCGAAGACGCAGCAAAAAGUGA
Messenger RNA from Fusarium graminearum PH-1, 1425 nucleotides. RefSeq lists its product as uncharacterized. The coding region runs from base 1 to 1425 and encodes 474 amino acids. The record is from RefSeq and is a predicted model, not a curated record. The transcript is spliced from 3 exons. Lineage: Eukaryota; Fungi; Ascomycota; Sordariomycetes; Hypocreales; Nectriaceae. Gene Ontology annotation, cellular component: SAS acetyltransferase complex. Gene Ontology annotation, molecular function: histone acetyltransferase activity.